Molecule: messenger RNA, 4291 nt
Organism: Sinocyclocheilus anshuiensis
Lineage: Eukaryota; Metazoa; Chordata; Actinopteri; Cypriniformes; Cyprinidae
Product: microtubule-associated tumor suppressor 1-like
Exons: 15
Coding region: 344-3487 (1047 amino acids)
Cellular component (GO): nucleus; cytoplasm
Molecular function (GO): microtubule binding
Source: RefSeq, a predicted model, not a curated record
CUGCAGCUGAAGACAGAGGGGAGGGGUCUCUCUUAGUCUCCGGUCUGACUGAAACUGCUCUCUUGCAGUGCUUUUGCUGGCAGGAUCGAAUGAAACAGGACGUUCUGUCCGGGACAGGCUUACCUGUGGAAAAUGUGUGUUUUGAUAAAAUCAGGAUUGAUUCAAAACACUUGAAAAGCAGAGUCAUUAAAAGGGUGCCAGCAAAACCAUGGAAGUCAUCUUCUGAAUGAUCAAAGCAAUAGACUUUCUAUGAUGAGAAACACAUUAAUCCCUUCUUCUACAAAGUAGAGUAUUUCCUGUCCAUCAGUGCUGGAUUGGAUCUAGCUAUGGGGGAUGUGGCUGUAUGAUUGUGUCUCCAUCCACAAGUCUCAUGGAAUCACCAACAAACAAAUCUGAGCUUCCAUCAUCUGUACUUCCCAAGAGGCCUUCUCAGGGAUCUCAGCAUGGGAUGUGUCUGGCAUUACACAGUAGUGAACAGAGUAGCAAUGCUUUCACCUCUAAGUCCCCAUUGUCAUCGUCGUCGACCUUGCUCCUGUACGAUAGAGGUGAUACAUCACCGGAGUCAGUGCGUAGCUUGAGUAGUCUGAGCAGUGCCAGAACAGAUAGUCCUCUGGAUGUGGACAUGCCAGAGGUGGAGAUGGGAAAAGCAACAGCCAGCAGUGAUGAUUCUGGCAUGCAGAGCCCAGACUGCAGACCAGACUACAGUGAGGACAACGACAACUCCGUGUCUGUCUAUCUGGAUGCUAAUGAAGACUGUUGGAGUGACAAUGACAACAACAAUGUCACUUUGGUGGUAACACAAAAGGUUGGCCAAGCUGAUGGUGAUGAUACAUCCUUGUGCUCUUCAGAAAACGGCGAUGAUGAUGAUGACACUGAAGAGAAGGAGGAAGAAGACUCUUUUCUUUCUUUAGCCUCUGUAGAAUUAAUAAUGAAGAGCCAAGUUGGUGUCUCUGAUCUGGAAGUCUCUACCAGCUCUGACGUGGUGAUGCCAAUCAGUGUUUCACCAGAAGGCGAACAAGCAGAAGUUCCUAACAUGGCUGUGGUGAAUGAAUACCAAAGGGAAGUUGUGUAUGAAAAAGAGGAAGUUGUGUUGUCUACAGCCAUUCAAGAAACUGAUGUCAUGAAUGAGACAGUGGUGUCUCUUGAAAAUACUCCUAUAACAGAUACCAGAAACAUAACUUCUUACAUCUCAAAAGAGGAAAACCAGCCAAAGUCCACAGCAAAAAAGACCAGUGAUCUGGAAGGACGUGUUUAUUCCAAGCCUCCUACAAGGGCUGCUCUGACCAAAGCCACAAAACCUGAGGUGAAGAGGUUCCCCAGGCCAGACCUGAGGAACGUGAAGGCCAAGAUCAUCUCCAGGGCUGUCUCUGCACCAAGAUCAGCCAAUCCCGCAAAAACAAACACUAAUGUUAACCAGUCAGCUUCAGGAAGUGUGAAGAUUCAUGCUAGUAGGAAGGUGGAAAAUAAAGCUGUUGGAACAAGAAGUAGAUCAUCAUCAAACCAUACAAGAGGUAAAGAAACAAAGAUGGUGGUCAGUGGCGGUCAAGAGAAAGAUGUAAACACUUUAUCCUUGCCGACACAAGGAGAAGAAACAAUGAAGUCAGAAUAUCCUCCUUCAAUUGAUUUUAAAGAUGAAGAAGAGCCUCAACUUGAGAAAGAAGCUGGGGAAGAAACCUCUAAGAGCACCAGCAAGACUGUGUCUUCCAAGUUGGGACCAUCUCUAGGGACUAACAGUACCUCCACCUCUGGACCCCCAGAAACCAGACUGAAGCCCUCUAACCGAGAAGCCCGACCCACAGGUAGUAUGGGUCCACCGGGAGGCCGAGCGGUUCAGCCGGCUGGUAUCCCAAGGAUGCGCAGCACAGACAAGUCCACAGUACCCUGCAGUCCCACUUCUGUUUCCAGCCCUUCUUAUAAAGGUCCUCAGAAAGCUGCAUCUUCCAAACUACCUGUCAAAGGCCUACCCACAAGCCCCAGCAGCUCAUCACUGGGAAGUACAAUCAGCGAAAGCAACAAUAUUGCUGUAAACAAAGUUCCUGCUGAGGGGAUAAAGAGUGAGGAGAAGUCUAUCAAACAAUCACUGGCAUCCCAGAUUCAAGGAAAGUGUCUAGUUAGCAAACCUGUAUCAGGGCACCGCAGCAGAACGAGCUCCACACCGUCUAAACCAGCGGCAGGGCUGAAGGCCCCAGCUGUGACCAGCCACGUGACAGCUAAGACCAACCAGAAUGCUUUGCAACGCAGUGGAUCUGCACGACUCAUUCGCUCAUCAUCAGUAGCAGUGGACAAGAGCUCCAAAGGGCCCAAAGCUGCAGGGGCAACAGCUGGACGGACACAGCAGCACAGCUCAGCUAGUCAAGGAAGACCGACGGAGGAAGAGGAAGAGAAAGAUCUUCGUCUUCAAAAUGAGAAGAAAAGUCAAUGCAUCCUGCAUCUCCGUAAACUCAUCGUUAACGGCAAUCGGCGACUGGAAGCUCUUGCCCUGGUUGUGCAGCACAUCUUCAGUGAGCGUGAGGUGGCAGUCAAACAGAAGGAAGAACUUUCUGUCCAAAUCAACAACCUGCGAGAGCAACUGGGUAACUCUAUCUCGUGUUGUGAACAGCUGGAGAGAGAGAAGGAGGAGGUGCGUGUUACUUUGGAGGCAUUGUUUCAGAAACUAAAGGAGCAGCAUCAGACAGAACUACAGCAGCUGGAGGAGCGGCUGAAGGACUUCUACUCCGCAGAAUGGGACAAGACCCACGAGGCCUAUCAGAGAGAGGCGGAUAAAUGCAGGGCGCUCAUGCAGCAGCAGGUGGAGGAUGUGAGGAGCAAACAAGAAGCACUGAGGAGCCAACAGGAAGUGGUACACACUCAGCAGAUAGCAACACUGAAACAGGCACAUGAGACUUCACUUGCAGAGCUCAGGAAGACUCAUGAACAGGACAUGCAAGAACUUGAUAAAACACUCAAGGAGUCUGAAGCCAUGCUCAAUGAGAAAAUUCAGACUUUGACAGCAGAAAACGAGGCUUUGAAAGAAAGACUGAGAGAAGAGGAGGAAUGGAGGAGAGCUCUGGCAGACAAAAGUCAGAAGGACGCUCACACACUGUUUUUGGAACAAGAGCUGGAGAGUCUCAGAGCCGUGCUGGAAAUAAAGACCAACCAGAUACACCAGCAAGACAAGAAACUAAUGCAGAUGGACAAACUGAUUGAUGAUAAUUUGAAACUGGAAGAGUGUUUAAAGAAGGUCCAGCAGGAGAACGAGGACUACAAGGCUCGGAUGGACAAACAUGCUGCACUUUCAAAGCAGCUCUCCUCAGAGCAGGCCAUGCUUCAACAGACCCUACAGAAAGAGUCGAAGGUCAACAAACGGCUAUCUUUGGAGAACGAGGAGUUGCUGUGGAAACUACACAAUGGGGACCUUUGCAGCCCUCGACGCCUCUCACCCUCCUCUCCUUUCCACUCGCCUCCAAACUCUGCCUCCUUCUCCACAGCCCCGAUAUCACCCAGAUAACCUCUGAACUCUGACCACGCUUGCUCAGAGGCACAUAUGGACCCUUUGGCCAUUUUAUUCCUAUAAUAGGACUUGUACAGUUUGUAAAGGCUUGUAAAGUUUAUAAAUGUUCCCUUUCCAGUUAAAGACAAUGAUGCACAGUUGCACUUCUAGAUCAAGGAAUUGCCUUGUUCAGUUACAAGCUUGUUUGUUCUUUAUUGUCUGUCUGUCUCUCCCUCCUUCAAUCUCUUUCACAAACAUUUCUCUGAGGAGGGAACAUACCUCAGGGCUUGUACAUAAAGUAUCUCUUCCUCGGACUGCCAUUUUCUGUUACUUGUGCUCUUUUAUCCUUUUUUUUUGUUUUAUUAAAAUGGUUUGUGCAUAGUAAGUCAAGGUGUAAAGCUGUCAUUUUUUUUUGUAUGCUGACAAGAACACUAUAUGAUAUUUGCAAAAAGGAUGGAAAACAGAAGUCCUCUGUUUGCUUGGAUUGACAUUUUACAGCAUGAAUACAAAAAGGAAAAAAGACAUUUCAAGAAAGAAGCUUAAAUCUCAACCACACCUCUGAACUGCAUAUACUGUAGAUCCAGAUCUCUAUUCCUAAUAUUGUGGAAUGUAUUUACUUCUCUCCCAAACUGUGUCCAGUGGCCCACACAUCCAGAACGCUUAAGGUGUGAAUGUGUCCCUAUCUCAACCACAGUGCCCUUCUUUGCUUUAUUUUAUUUUUUUAAUUAGUGCAUUAAAUUUCUGGAUGUUUAUCUAUUAUACUGUAUGUUGUAUUGUUUAUUUUAAUGCAAACAGCACACAGGGUUUAUUUUUUGAAGUUUA